GCCUGGGCAACAUAGUAAGAUCCCAUCCCUACAAAAAAAAAUAAGAAAUUAGCUGGACAUCAUGGCGCAUCGCUGUUGUCUCAGCUAUUUGGGAGGCUUAACUGGGAGAAUCUCUGGAGCCUGGGAGGUCAAAGCCACAGUGACAAUGAUCUUGCCACUGUACUUCAGCCUGGGCAAAAGAGUGAGAUCCUGUCUCAAAAAAAAAAAAAAAAAAAAAAAGACCUGUGUUUGGAGCAGGGAGACUAUCAUAGACUCUGCACAGGCCCAAGUGGAGAGAAGACCAGGAAUAGAGGUGGCUAAGGGAGGGCUUUCAGCUGCACAAGUCUGUGGGCUCUGACUGGCCUUUCUUUGCCUCAGUUUCCUCAUCUGCCUUCCACAUAGGUUAGGUCUGAGGAUCGAACAGUACAGCACAGACUAGGUAGUGAAACAUUCACUGUCUACCCUUGCAACGGCCUCAUCCUAUUUCUUCACCAGGGGCAGUCACUGGCCUCAGCUACCUGACCUGGUACCCUCUAUGAGGCCUGCAGUGCUGGGCUCCCCAGACCGAGCACCCCCAGAAGACGAAGGGCCUGUCAUGGUGAAGCUGGAGGACUCUGAGGAGGAGGGUGACGCUGCCCCAUGGGACCCAGGCCCUGAAGCUGCACGCCUGCGCUUCCGGUGCUUCCGCUAUGAGGAGGCCACAGGGCCCCAAGAGGCCCUGGCCCAGCUCCGAGAGCUGUGUCGCCAGUGGCUGCAGCCAGAGGUGCAUUCCAAGGAGCAGAUGCUGGAAUUGUUGGUGCUGGAGCAGUUCUUGGGUGCACUGCCCCCUGAGAUCCAGGCCCGUGUGCAGGGGCAGCAGCCAGGCAGCCCCGAGGAGGCUGCUGCCCUGGUAGAUGGGCUGUGCCAGGAGCCGGGCGGACCUCGAAGAUGGGUCACAGUCCAGGUGCAGGGCCAGGAGGUCCUAUCAGAGAAGAUGGAGCCCUCCAGUUUCCAGUCGCUACCUCAAACACAGCCUCAAACUCCAGAGUCUGAGCCUGAAACACCUCCUGGGACUAUGCAGGGAUCAUCACUGAGCCUGCAGGUGAAAGAGGAGCCAGAGGUUACAGAGGACUCAGAUUUCCUGGAGUCUGGGCCGCUAGCUGCCACCCAGGAGUCUGUACCCACCCUCCUGCCUGAUGAGGCCCAGGGAUGUGGGACGGUGCUGGACCAGGCCUUUCCCCACACCAAGACUGGGCCUGAGGGUCCCUCAUGGAGGGAGCACCCCAGGGCCCUGUGGCAUGAGGAAGCUGGGGGCAUCUUCUCCCCAGGGUUUGCGCUGCAGCUGGACAGCAUCUCCUCAGGUCCAGGUAGUGUAAGCCCCCACCUCCACAUCCCCUGGGACCUCGGCAUGGCUGGCCUUUCUGGCCAGAUCCAAUCACCCUCCUGCGAAGGUGGCUUUGCGCAUGCGCUUGUGCUCCCCAGCGAUCUGAGAGGUGAGCAGGACCCCACGGACGAGGAUCCCUGCCGGGGUGUGGGCCCAGCUCUGGUCACCACCCGCUGGCGCGCCCCCAGGGGCCGGAGCCGGGGCCGCCCCAGCACUGGGGGUGGAGCGGUUAGGGGCGGCCGUUGCGAUGUGUGUGGCAAGGUAUUUAGCCAACGCAGCAACCUGCUGAGGCACCAGAAGAUCCACACGGGUGAGCGACCAUUCGUGUGCAGUGAGUGCGGCCGCAGCUUCAGCCGCAGCUCACACCUGCUGCGCCACCAGCUUACGCACACCGAGGAGCGGCCGUUCGUGUGUGGCGACUGUGGCCAGGGCUUCGUGCGCAGCGCGCGCCUGGAAGAGCAUCGGCGAGUGCACACGGGCGAACAGCCUUUCCGUUGCGCUGAGUGCGGCCAGAGCUUCCGGCAGCGUUCCAACCUGCUGCAGCACCAGCGCAUCCACGGCGACCCCCCGGGCCCUGGCGCUACGCCCCCAGCCCCUCCUGGCGUGCCCGAGCCUCCCGGCCCCUUUCCGUGCAGCGAGUGCCGCGAGAGCUUUGCAAGGCGCGCCGUGCUGCUGGAGCACCAGGCCGUGCACACGGGCGACAAGUCCUUUGGCUGCGUUGAGUGCGGCGAGCGCUUCGGCCGCCGCUCAGUACUGCUGCAGCACCGGCGCGUGCACAGCGGCGAGCGGCCGUUCGCCUGUGCGGAGUGCGGCCAGAGCUUCCGGCAGCGCUCUAACCUCACGCAGCACCGGCGCAUCCACACCGGGGAGCGGCCCUUCGCCUGCGCCGAGUGCGGCAAGGCCUUCCGCCAGCGGCCCACGCUCACGCAGCACCUGCGCGUACACACGGGCGAGAAACCCUUUGCCUGCCCCGAGUGUGGCCAGCGCUUCAGCCAGCGCCUCAAGCUCACGCGUCAUCAAAGGACACACACCGGCGAGAAGCCCUACCACUGCGGCGAGUGCGGCCUGGGCUUCACGCAGGUCUCGCGGCUCACGGAGCACCAGCGCAUCCACACAGGUGAACGGCCCUUCGUCUGCCCUGAGUGCGGCCAGAGCUUUCGGCAGCACGCCAACCUCACCCAACAUCGGCGCAUCCACACAGGCGAACGGCCCUACACGUGCCCUGAGUGUGGCAAGGCCUUCCGCCAGCGGCCCACACUCACACAGCAUCUGCGCACCCACCGACGAGAGAAGCCCUUUGCUUGCCAGGAAUGUGGCCGCCGCUUCCACCAGAGCACCAAGCUUAUCCAGCACCAGCGUGUCCACAGCACCGAGUAGCUCCAGCCAGGAUGCACUGUGUCCGCAGUGGUCCUACUUCACCUGGAGGUUGCGAGGCUGGCGAUUACAUAAGUAUAAGCAGGUCCACCAAGCUUAUACUCAUAAGGGCUUGGCCCCUGUAGGUGUUCAAUAAACCGUAGAUGGAAA
Callithrix jacchus (white-tufted-ear marmoset) is the source of this 2866-nucleotide messenger RNA. It is a transcript of the gene MZF1, whose product is annotated as myeloid zinc finger 1. Gene Ontology annotation, molecular function: RNA polymerase II cis-regulatory region sequence-specific DNA binding; DNA-binding transcription activator activity, RNA polymerase II-specific. Lineage: Eukaryota; Metazoa; Chordata; Mammalia; Primates; Cebidae. Gene Ontology annotation, cellular component: nucleus. Gene Ontology annotation, biological process: regulation of transcription by RNA polymerase II. The record is from RefSeq and is a predicted model, not a curated record.